AACGGUUUGGAAGACAAGUGAGCAGUCAAAAUACCGUACACAGACGCACAAUCAGACCACCCCAACUUCGGUUUAUCCCGGACAGGAAAUGAUAGAAAGCGGAAUUACUUCCAGGAUGUCAGGAAUUCUUGGAAAUUCAGGACAAAGUCACCACCCAUCACCACAGGACUUCAGGUUGCUGACCACAGAUCCAUCCCAGCUGAAUGAGGAUGACCUCCCAGGGGACCUGCAGUCUUUGUCCUGGCUCACCUCUGUGGAUGUACCACGGUUGCAGCAGAUGGCUACAGGCCGAUUAGACUUCAACGUUGCCUCACAGAACAACCUGCUGGAGCAGCAAACAGCCCAGCUGAACAAUAUGAAUGUGUCUGGAGGACAGGGCACCAUGAUUCACCUUCAGAGCAACAUGCAGAACAGCCUUCUGGGAAUGAGUGCCAUUAGUGCCCACAGUGGAAACAUGACGGCUUAUGCUCUGAAUGGCCAGCCAUCCCCAGGGUUCCAGUCCCACCCCUCUGUCUACCAGCCUUCUCCUCAACAAGUCUUCACCCUGGCACAGACUGGUCAGCAGUGUUCUCCUGGUCUAUACAGCACUACCUCCUACAGUAACCAGAGCCCGUUCACCCAGCCCCGGCUCGCCCCUCACAACACCCAAGACCUGCAGCCAAAGUCCUUCCCCAAACCCAUCUACUCCUACAGCUGUCUGAUUGCUAUGGCUUUGAAGAACAGCAAGACAGGCAGUCUCCCAGUCAGUGAGAUCUACAGCUUUAUGAAGGAGCACUUUCCCUACUUCAAGACAGCACCAGAUGGCUGGAAGAACUCGGUUCGGCACAACCUGUCACUGAACAAGUGCUUUGAGAAGGUGGAGAAUAAGAUGAGUGGCUCCUCACGCAAGGGCUGCCUGUGGGCUCUGAACCCUGCCAAGAUUGACAAGAUGGAGGAGGAGAUGCAGAAGUGGAAGCGCAAGGACCUGCCAGCCAUCCGUCGCAGCAUGGCGAACCCAGACGAGUUGGACAAGCUGAUCACAGACCGACCAGAGAGCUGCAGACGGAAGCCCUGUGAUCCUGGAGCGACAAGGCUGCCCAGCGGUCCGACCGGCUUGAACCUCCCAGCCCAGCUGCAGCCCCAGCCCGUGAUGACCCUGUCUCUGCAGUGCCUCCCGCUACACCAUCACCAGCUCCAGGCUCAAACCAGGCUGACUCCUGGCUCACCUGCCCCUGCCCAGACACCUCCACUCCACACCGUUCCUGACCUCUCCCAGAGUCCCCUCGCCCAGCACCCCAACAAGCCACCGCCUGACUUUUAUAACCUGCACAAUGACGUGAAUGCUGAGGUUGACACGCUGGAUCCCAGCAUCAUGGACUUUGCUUUGCAAGGGAACCUUUGGGAGGAGAUGAAGGACGAAAGCUUCAACCUGGAAACGCUGGGCGCCUUUAACAAUUCUCCCCUGCGGCUGUCCGACUGUGAGCUGGGUGCACCGGGCCUGACGCCGGCAUCGAGCAGCAACAACCUGUCUUUCUCAGACCUGCAAGUGACAGGCCUGUACACCACUUACACCAGCCUGGACACCGUCUCCUCUCAGUACAUGAGCGCACAGGGCAGCAGCAAGCCCAUCGCACUGCUCUAA
Molecule: messenger RNA, 1621 nt
Organism: Megalops cyprinoides (Indo-Pacific tarpon)
Lineage: Eukaryota; Metazoa; Chordata; Actinopteri; Elopiformes; Megalopidae
Gene: foxn4
Product: forkhead box N4
Exons: 10
Coding region: 89-1621 (510 amino acids)
Biological process (GO): regulation of DNA-templated transcription
Cellular component (GO): nucleus
Molecular function (GO): DNA-binding transcription factor activity; cis-regulatory region sequence-specific DNA binding
Source: RefSeq, a predicted model, not a curated record